CUCUGGCCGUCUCUGCCGCGGCGACGGCCUGGGUGGACGGUGUGCCCUGCGCAGGCGCGGAGCCUAGACCUCGCUGCAGCCCCCAUCGCUUCGGGAGUCGCACCCAGGGAGUUCGCCUGCUGGCGCGUCAGUGCUCUCUCCCUCGUCUGCCCUCCCCGGUCCCCCCAGCACCCUACGCGCCCCGAUGGCGGAGUUGCGGCCUAGCGGCGCCCCCGGCCCCACCGCGCCCCCGGCCCCUGGCCCUACUGCCCCUCCGGCCUUCGCCUCACUCUUCCCCCCGGGACUGCACGCCAUCUACGGAGAGUGCCGCCGCCUUUACCCAGACCAGCCGAAUCCGCUACAGGUUACCGCUAUCGUCAAGUACUGGUUGGGUGGCCCAGACCCCUUGGACUAUGUUAGCAUGUACAGGAAUGUGGGGAGCCCUUCAGCCAACAUCCCCGAGCACUGGCACUACAUCAGCUUUGGCCUGAGCGAUCUCUAUGGCGACAACAGAGUCCAUGAAUUCACAGGAACAGAUGGACCUAGUGGUUUUGGCUUUGAAUUGACAUUUCGUCUAAAGAGAGAAACAGGGGAGUCUGCGCCCCCGACAUGGCCAGCAGAACUAAUGCAAGGCUUGGCCAGAUACGUGUUCCAGUCAGAGAACACCUUCUGCAGCGGGGACCACGUGUCUUGGCACAGCCCUUUGGAUAGCAGUGAGUCAAGAAUUCAGCACAUGCUGCUGACAGAGGACCCGCAGCUGCAGCCCGUGCAGACACCCUUUGGGGUGGUUGCCUUCCUCCAGAUUGUUGGUGUCUGCACCGAGGAGCUCCACGCAGCCCAGCAGUGGAACGGGCAGGGCAUCCUGGAGCUGCUGCGGACGGUACCUGUCGCCGGCGGCCCCUGGCUGAUAACUGACAUGCGGAGGGGAGAGACCAUAUUUGAGAUCGAUCCACACCUGCAACAGGAGAGAGUUGACAAAGGCAUUGAGACGGACGGGUCCAACCUGAGCGGUGUCAGUGCCAAGUGUGCCUGGGAUGACCUGAGCCGGCCCCCCGAGGAUGACGAGGACAGCCGGAGCAUCUGCGUCGGCACUCAGCCCCGGCGGCUCUCUGGCAAAGACACAGAGCAGAUCCGGGAGACCUUGAGGAGAGGACUUGAGAUCAACAGCAAACCUGUCCUUCCGCCAAUCAACCCUCAGCGGCAGAACGGCCUCACCCACGACCGGGCCCCGAGCCGCAAAGACAGCCUGGAAAGCGACAGCUCCACAGCCAUUAUUCCCCAUGAGCUGAUUCGCACGCGGCAGCUCGAGAGUGUACAUCUGAAAUUCAAUCAGGAGUCAGGAGCCCUCAUUCCUCUCUGCCUAAGAGGCAGGCUCCUGCAUGGACGGCACUUUACAUAUAAAAGUAUCACAGGUGACAUGGCCAUCACCUUUGUCUCCACGGGAGUAGAAGGCGCCUUUGCCACUGAAGAGCACCCUUACGCAGCUCAUGGACCCUGGUUACAAAUUCUAUUGACUGAAGAGUUUGUAGAGAAAAUGUUGGAGGACUUAGAAGAUUUGACUUCUCCAGAGGAAUUCAAACUUCCCAAAGAGUACAGCUGGCCCGAGAAGAAGCUCCAGGUCUCCAUCCUACCCGAUGCGGUCUUUGACGGUCCGCUGCACUAGCCUGGGCUGGGCAGCCCAGCGGCUUCCCGGUGACUCCGGUGUAACAGCUGCGUAAACGAGAUUCCUGCAAAGAAAAGGACAAGCGUGAGGAUGACCGCGCGGCCACCACGCCCGCAGCCCGCUGGGAGGCCACGCACAGGCCACAGGCCCCCACCUCAGCUGCAGCUCAGGGGCCUCCCUCCCGCAGCUGGCCGAGCCACGUGACCAGGCCCUGGCCCCGGUGGGCCGCAGUCGGGCAAAUGCCCACCUUCCCCUACUGCCGCCGCCACGGGUUCCCGUUUGAGACUUUCCUCUGGGCCUCUGAUGUGCCCCUGGGUGGAGACAGGCCUCCUUCUCACCUACCCUCUACCACACAGCCCACAGGAGGGAGGCGGAGUGGCCACACCUGCACUGCCCAGCUCAGCUCUGGGAAGCCUUUGGUAGUCAAGCUCCUCUGGCUACAGGACAAUUCCUUCUAUUGUGUUUGGUUUGCUUCCUCCUUAUUUUAUUUUGUGGAAACCGGAUGGUAUCUUAUGGCUCUUCCAAGAUGUCCAGAAGCCGUGUAUAUAAUGUUUUUAAACAGAACUUUAUUUCCAGAUGAACUUUCUCAUUCUCUCAGACAAGGGCCUGGGGCUGUCUACCCUGAGCUGCCACCAGAGAAAGUACCGGCGUUCGCCUGCCAGUCCAGGGCCCCAGAGGAGCCAGCUUCGCAGAGGGGCUUUUCUUCCCAGCUGGGCCUGGUAGAGCCAAGACAUACCCCCAUGCAGCCUUGAGCCCAGUUUAGCUGGGGCCAGGAAGGGCUGCUGCUGGUUCCCAGGUGGACUGGGCCCCCACAAAGUUCAAGGAUCAUCAGGGUCUCUGAGACUUGGUGACCCCAGCCUCAUCUUCCAGGCGUUUUCCUCCCAACCAGGCGUGCCUAAGAGAGGGUGAAGCCCCGCACUUCACAGACCAUCCUCACCUGCCACUCAGGGCCCGGGUCUCCAGCUCUCUGCCACACCCACCCCAUUUCUUCAUCCCCUGGGCCUCCCAGCCUCCAGGCUGCAGGACUCUGGCUUAUUAAAAACAGAAGAAUCAACCUCUCAACAAGUCUUUCACUUUGGUUUUGCAAACACUGCACUCUCCUGCCUUGCCGUCCUCCCUGCAUCCAUUCAUUUCUCAUCCUUCUUUCUCUACCCUUUGUCCUGUCUCCUUUCCUGCAUCCUGGCCUCUUGUGGUCCUUGGUCCUUCACCCCAGUACUGCUGAUCUCAUGGUCUUCCUAUCUCAUAACCAACCUAUCUCUGGCCUAUGGUUUUGGGGUUCUUCUUGGGUUGUCUCCCACUUUUGACCUGGAAUCAACAAGCCCCUUUCAUGCCCUCUUACCCCCAACUCCAGGGAUGGCUAUUAUGAGAUCAUCCUUCACGCUUUCCAAAACAAAGUCCUUUCGUCUGUCAGGGACCACACAGGACCAUGCCCUGCCCCUGUCUGCAACUGCCACACACAUGGGCACCACCAGGAGUGCCAAGGAGACCCAUGGGUUGCAGGACGCCUCUGAUGAGCAGUCCAGCCGAAGAGCUGCCUCCAGGGGCCGUGAGGGGAGUAGCCAGGCUAUUGGACUUCAAAGGGGCCACCAGGGUCUGGUUCCUUCUCUUCACACACCCUCAUGGCUACUUGGUUAACUCCAUCAAACUCAGAGCUUCAAGGUGGAUCAGCCUGGCAUUCGGGAGAGACACACCCCCUUACAUAUACACACAAACAGUGAAGAUGGAAGCUCCUCUGGACCUGUGCCUUCUGCUCUGAGGAAUUUUCCAGAAGGACAUUUCCUGGCCUUCACCCACCACAGCAUCUCUGCCUUUAAAGCUCCUGUCUUCAGACAUUUCGUGGCCAAAGAGGUUCCAUUGGCUUGCCUCCUUUCUUGCCAUUCCUGACCUGCUUCUCCACAGAUUCUUUCUUUCUGGGAACCUGCCUCUACCUGCUUGGUUUGGCUUGUGGGGAGGGUAUUUUCUGAGCUAAGUUUUGUUGUCAGUGUGAGAGGCAGAAGGGAAGCAGGUGAGCUCUGAGACAAUGAGCCUGUGGAGCCUGUGGCCCCUUCCUGCCCCAUCAGUAUGGGGAACCUCCAAGGUUUGGCUGGGACCAGCCUGCAACUCCUUUCCCUAUAGUGCAUUGGCUCUGGGAGAGUGGCAGAACAUUCACCAUCUCUGCCCAGACCUCCUUUCCCUUGUGCAGUGGUGCCUUCCAAAGGUUUCUCAGUGAGGGGCCCUCCAUUGAGCUCCUGGCUGGUGAGAGGGGACCCUCACUGGGGAUGAAGCGAGGCUGACCAUGGGGCAUGCCCACCACAGCACUUGGUAUAUGGUGGGCGCUCACUAGAUGCACCCCUUCUUUCCCUCCCUGUAGCUCUUUGGGAGCCCUGACCUCAUAGUAAGUUGGGGAGGCAAAAAGCCUCCCUCCCUGAAUCUGCCUCUUCCACAGACUUCCUUGAAGCUUGCCCUGUCCUACCCCAUCCCUCCAGGUCCCCGUGGCCGAAGCUUCUGGGAGGAAGGGACUCCCCAUGCUGUUUGCCAGCUAUACAAGGCAAAUGCCCGCGGUUCCUCGGGUCCAACGUGGGCUGUAGGAGGACCACAGACCCGGCUGCCAUUCUGUGGGGGUGGAGAGGCUCAGGCAAGGUCUCAGGUCUGGCUGGGGAGCCGGCGCCUCUUCUUGCCCUUCUCUUCCAAAGGCGAAGGCAUCAGGGCAGGGACUGGGAAGCCUUGGGGAGAGUCUAAAGGGCUAGCAUGUGUCAAAAAAUAAACACAGGGUCUUGGAACUGGGUUUUGAGAUUGAGUUGAGAGCAGGGGAAAAACCUGAAGAUCGGCCCCUAUGGGGCAGACCAGGAGAAAAUUCCCUUGACUGUAUUUUUUUAUUUGGUUGUCUUUCCUCUCUGGCUUCCAGGUCCCUGUGCCAGGUGAGGUACCUGGGUCCCUGUUGUAAGUCAGGAGCCCUGUAGAAAGAGCCCUCCUUUUGUACAAGUAUCUGAAUGCUGCAAUGAGCAGACUUUUUGUAAAAUUUUAUAUUAGUUUCUAAUGUCAGUGGUGACUCGGUUCCUGGGGGCUGCAGCCAGCCUGGGACUUUUGUAAGAAUUUUUGGGUGACUCACUUAGAUGUCGUUUCCUUCUUACCCCCUCUUCCUCUGUGUAAUCUAAGUGCAUUAAACAUAU
Molecule: messenger RNA, 4791 nt
Organism: Hippopotamus amphibius kiboko
Lineage: Eukaryota; Metazoa; Chordata; Mammalia; Artiodactyla; Hippopotamidae
Gene: SUFU
Product: SUFU negative regulator of hedgehog signaling
Exons: 12
Coding region: 185-1642 (485 amino acids)
Cellular component (GO): cytoplasm; nucleus
Molecular function (GO): transcription factor binding
Source: RefSeq, a predicted model, not a curated record